Messenger RNA from Carassius auratus (goldfish), 2901 nucleotides. Its product is annotated as sodium-dependent phosphate transport protein 2A-like. Gene Ontology annotation, cellular component: vesicle; brush border; apical plasma membrane. Bases 77 to 2068 code for a protein of 663 amino acids. The transcript is spliced from 13 exons. Gene Ontology annotation, molecular function: sodium:phosphate symporter activity. Gene Ontology annotation, biological process: intracellular phosphate ion homeostasis; sodium-dependent phosphate transport. NCBI's taxonomy places the organism in Eukaryota, Metazoa, Chordata, Actinopteri, Cypriniformes, Cyprinidae. The record is from RefSeq and is a predicted model, not a curated record.
UUACAAUGCAGACUGUCAAUUUAAGAGCCUCAUCAUCCUCUGAACAAUCACACCCGGACCACAAAACGACUGCAACAUGUCAUCACGACCAAUCAGAAUCACCUCUGCAGAGCAAACUAUCACCUUCAAUGUUGGGGGUCAUGACCCCAGAAAAUCCAGCACAGUUCUGGACCUGGUGAGCGGCUGCCAUGACCAGACCUCCUAUACCGUUGCUGACCGUCCUUCAUCCAAACCCUGGGAUGCAGGACAACUUCCCAAAGUCCAUUUGCCCACAAAGACCAGCGAGGACAGACGUGGAGAAAUGUCUUCACGGUUCAUUAGCUUACUGAGGAUUCCUCUCCUCUUGCUCUUGCUCUAUGGGUUUGUGUGCUCACUGGACAUCCUAAGCUCUGCUUUCCAACUGGCUGGAGGUAAAGUGGCUGGAGACAUUUUCCAGGACAAUGUCAUCCUGUCCAACCCUGUAGCAGGACUCAUGGUGGGGAUUCUGGUCACGGUUCUGGUCCAGAGCUCCAGUACUUCCACAUCCAUUAUAGUCAGCUUGGUCUCAUCUGGAUUGCUUGAAGUGAAAUCUGCUGUCCCCAUCAUCAUGGGCUCCAACAUCGGCACGUCUGUCACCAACACCAUCGUCGCCCUGAUGCAAGCAGGAGAGAGGAAUGAGUUUAAACGGGCGUUUGCUGGGGCGACGAUCCAUGACUGUUUUAACUGGCUGUCGGUGCUGGUUUUGCUGCCGGUGGAGGUGGCGUCUGGUCUGGUGAGUUACCUGGCCAAAGUCACUGUCGGCAGCUUUCAGCUGCACAGCGGACAAGAAGCACCCGAACUACUGAAGACGAUCACUGAGCCCUUCACCAGACUCAUCAUACAGCUGGAUAAAUCAGUGAUAACGGGCAUCGCUCUGGGCGACGAGUCCAUGAGGAAUCACAGCCUCGUGAAAGUCUGGUGCAAGUCCAGCAGCUUUGUGUCCUCGGUGAACGUGACAUCAGCUGCCGCCCAGAACUGCUCCACUGAACUGCAUUGUGGGAAGGAUAGUGAUCUCACCUGGAUCACACAGAACAUCAGCUCACAGAUCAACACAGAGAAAUGCCAGCAUCUGUUUGUGGACUCGGGUUUGUCAGACCUGGCGGUGGGGCUCAUUCUGUUAGCCAGCUCUCUGAUGGUGCUGUGCACCUGCCUGCUGCUCAUCGUCAAAGUGCUGAACUCUGUCCUCAAAGGUCAAGUUGCAAAGGUCAUCGAAGGGGUCAUCAACACGGAUUUCCCGUACCCUCUCGGGUGGCUGUCGGGAUAUCUGGCCAUGCUGAUGGGAGCAGGAAUGACCUUUAUCAUCCAGAGCAGCUCUGUUUUCACCUCGGCUAUGACUCCACUCAUAGGGAUUGGCGUGAUCAGUCUCAAUAGAGCGUAUCCUUUGACCUUGGGCUCCAACAUUGGCACUACCACCACGGCCAUCCUCGCAGCUCUCGCCAGCCCCAGAGAGAAGCUUCCUGCUGCAUGCCAGAUUGCCUUGUGCCAUUUUUACUUCAAUAUUUUUGGGAUUUUACUGUGGUACCCGGUCCCGUUCACGCGUCUGCCCAUCCGUAUGGCGUCUGCGCUGGGUGAACGCACUGCCAAGUACCGCUGGUUUGCUGUGCUUUACCUUCUGGUGUGUUUUCUGCUGCUGCCUUGCCUCGUGUUCGGCAUCUCUCUGGCCGGAUGGCAGGCCAUGGUCGGCAUGGGUGCGCCGUUCGCAGCGCUCACCAUCUUCGUCCUCCUGGUCAACCUGAUGCAGUCCCACAGCCCCACGCACCUCCCGAAGACCCUGCGCAGCUGGGACUUUCUCCCGCAGUGGAUGCACUCUCUCAAACCGCUCGACAAGCUCAUUACCAAAACAACGGCGCUGUGCUGCAGCCCGGCUCGACUUAAUGACCCAGAUGUGGUUGUAGUGACUCCAGACACAACAAACAUCAAGCCAGAGUCAAAGAAACAAAGCCAACAGUGGUAUGACAACCCUGCCCUGUCCUUACCUGAGGAGAUUUCCUCAGAGCCAAGAGUGUUUAGACUUAAAGGGCUAGAAAGAUGCAACAGCACGCCAUUGUAGAUGUGUAGUCUUUCCAAAAUAAACCAUCAUGGUCUAAAUGGCCAGUCGCAGAUUUAUUCUCUAGUCCAAAACCUAGUGAGCUGCUUAUGUAGACAGCAUUUUAAGACGGCAUAUGCAUGAAUGCACCACCUAAGAUAUUGUUUUGCCCAAAUUCUAAGAUAGAAUCUCAUAAUGCACUGCAACAAGCUCAAAUCUAUCCAAGAUGGCAGCCAAAUGUAAUUAAAAAUGGACUACUGUAUCUGUUUUUUUUCUAUGCUUAUUAGAGUUUAUAUGCAAAUUUAAAUGCUGCAUUUAUUUGAUCAAAAUAUGGUGAAAUAUUAUUACAAUUUAAAAUAUCAGUGCUCUGUUUGAAUACAUUUCAAACUAUAAUUUUUUCCUGUGAUGCAAAGCUGAAUUUUCAGCAUCAUUACUCCAGUCUCCAGUGUCACAUGAUCCUUCAGAAGUCAUUCUGCGGAUUUGCUUCUUUAUAGCAGGUUUACUAGGUUUUGGAACAGAUGCUUAGUUUUACAUCUGGUGCUCAUUCAAAUUCUAAAUGCACUUUUUGAACAAAUCAGUCUAAUUGUAUUCACAAUAAUAUUUUCACAAUAGGUUCAGAGAAUUAUAUGAAGCUUCAUCUCGAGGCCAUUGUGUCUCUGAGGAAUCUGGGUGAACAUCUUUUGCUGUUUUGUCCUGCAGUCAUGCACAAAUGUUUAUUAUCUGCAGCGCUAUGUAAAUCUCGCUGAAUAAGAGGUUUGAAAGUCUGCAUUGACAGACGGGAUCUGUAUGGCACAAACAUAAUAACUCAGGGCCAUCCCAUCAUGCCUUGUGCUAUUAAAUAUGCAGAUAUUAAAAUG